UUUAUAACCUAACAUAUGUCAACUGUGUUAACUGUUGAAGUUUAAAGAAAUGUAACGAACUUUUAUAGUUUGAGUGUUGUUUUUAAGCUGUUUGAUACUAUUUAUUACAAUUUAUCAUCGCUUAUUAAAAUGGCAGCGGCAGUGAAAAAUAAAUCUGCUAUCAAUGUUAAAGGAUCCGCAAAUAUUGUGUGUGAUUAUCUAAAUUAUGGCAUUAAUUCAAUACUAUUUCAAAGAGGCCUCUAUCCGCCAGAGAACUUUUCGACCACCGAAAAUUAUGGCUUAAGCAUUUUGAUGUCAACAGAUAAUAAGAUAAAGGAAUUCUUAUCUACUACCCUGGGACAACUGAAAGAAUGGCUGGUUAAAAGAAUGGUCAACAAAGUAGCGCUGGUGAUAGCCAAUGUAAAAACUCUCGAAGUAAUGGAGCGAUGGGACUUUAACAUUGAAUAUGAAGGUAACGCAGAAGAUGGUGAAACUCGAACGUCUGAGAAGCCUUUAAAGCAAAUAAAGAAUGAGAUUAGAGAUGUUUUAAAACAGAUUGCUUCAUCGGUGGCUUAUUUGCCCUUGUUGGAGUGCCUUUGCAGUUUUGAUCUGCAAAUUUAUACAACGAAUGAUGUAGAUUUACCGGAGGAGUGGGCGGUUGCCGAACCAGCUAAUGUUAGGAAUGCACAGUCGGUCAAAAUGCGAUCAUUCUCCACUAAUAUCCAUAAAAUGGAGACUGUAGUUACGUAUAAAAAUGAUGAUUGAGUCAUAUCUUGUUUCACCAUUUUUCAUGCUGCUGAAUUCCGUUGGAAUGUUCACUCAAUGCAAACUGCUAUGUUUUUGCACACAUGCAUUAAGUAUUUAAUUAUUUGUAAACUGAAAUCGUGAUAGUCCGAUCUGAUGAUUCUUGACCAUAUGAAAAUCUGGGGGAAUGAGAGAAGGGUAAAAUGACGCAAUUGUUAUGUCUAUCUGUAUUGUCUGUUUAUUUCAGCUUACACAUAUCUAAUACUUUCAAAUCUGUUCCUGACGGUUUGUGUUUCUUAAAGGCAUCUUCCGAAUUCAUAUAGCUUUUAUAAUACUGGCUGUUACAAGAAACUCCUAAUUUAAGUCUCACUAGCUUUGGUCUAAAUGCAAUUCUCUAAGAGAAAGGAAAUAGAAGCCUAACGACAACUGUAUUAUCAGUUUUCAUUGCCUUCGUGAGGUUUAGAGCUGCUGUAACAUGUUUUACUAAUUUUAUUGAAACCUUUUUCGGAAACCGGCACUGUAUUAUUUUUUUAGACACAUAUCAUUAAUACUGCAUAUUUUGCUACAUUAAAUCAAACCUUGGAUUUUAAAGACACUUUGUAUGUUGGUUUAGUUAGUUUACUUUUAGUUAAUAAAUUAUAGUAUUUUUAAGUGUU
This is a messenger RNA of Dendroctonus ponderosae (mountain pine beetle), 1379 nucleotides long. RefSeq names its product mitotic spindle assembly checkpoint protein MAD2A (gene mad2). Gene Ontology annotation, biological process: mitotic spindle assembly checkpoint signaling. The record is from RefSeq and is a predicted model, not a curated record. The transcript is spliced from 3 exons. The coding region runs from base 130 to 744 and encodes 204 amino acids. Gene Ontology annotation, cellular component: kinetochore; nucleoplasm; cytoplasm. Lineage: Eukaryota; Metazoa; Arthropoda; Insecta; Coleoptera; Curculionidae.